AUGGACGGACUGUUCUUCCUGCCUUCGUGCCCGCUGGCCCUAACUCGAGCAUACUGGCUAGAUCCCGAUCACCGCAUCAUGACCAGCUAUCCCAUGUUGAUUGAGCCGUCGAUAGUUGAAUUUGACCGCAUCGUCGCUACCAUUGAAUCCUCAAAUACAUCAGACUACGAUAUGGAAAUCGUGAAUACUAUCUACAGAGACCACGCCCUCAUCCUCUCUCAUCGACCCUAUGCCUUGCUGACAGGAGAGUUCCGCGAGACUAUUCAUACCAGAUACCUUGGGAACUCACGGGAAGUCUGGAGUCCUCAGAAGGCUCUAAUGGAAGCAAAGACCGUCCAUUUCUCUGAUUGGCCAGUUCCAAUCGUCUGUCUACCUUCAGUCUACCUCACGAAAAAAAGUCUCUUCGGUUCAUCAUGCGGACAGAACCUGAAUAGCCUUGGGUUGAUUUCCCUUCAAAUGCUAUGA
Molecule: messenger RNA, 465 nt
Organism: Penicillium salamii
Lineage: Eukaryota; Fungi; Ascomycota; Eurotiomycetes; Eurotiales; Aspergillaceae
Source: the annotation of a GenBank genome assembly